AUGGGUGCAAUACACCCUUUCAUGGUUUACAAAGGUUUCCGCCGCCGACGCCAUUGCCGCCGCCCCUGCCGUGCCGUCUCUGCCGCCGACGCCUUCUCCUCCGUCAACCGAGCCGCGCCGCCCCUGUGUCCGUGCCGUCCGUGUCGCUCCGCCUUCGCCGCCUCCGCCCGUGCCGCCUCCUGCCGCCGCCGAGAUCCGCCAUCGCUCGAGCCCCGUUUUCUCCCUCCCCACCGAGCCGCGCCGCUUCGCCGUCGCCGUCCCCGCCGCUCCCGCGACCGCCCGAUUGCCACCACCACCUCCUCGGCCGCCUCCUUCUCGCGGUCGACCGCAGCGACCAUCGCCGAGUCGCCGCCGCCGUUGCCAAGCCGUGUCACCUCCGUCCGGACGCCGCCUACGCCAAGCGCUCCUCUGACGCAUCCACCCGAGCCGUUGCCGCCCGAAGAACCUCCUGCACUGUUUCCGGCCGUCACGCCUCUGCAGCAUCUUCCCGAUUUCGGCCACCAUCUCCGCCGUCACCUCCCUCAUCUCCUCUCCCUCUCUCACUUUCCCCAAAUUUCCUCCACUCCAUCGCCAUCGCACGCCCCUGCAGUUCCGCCUCCUUACCACUGCCGACCGCCGCCUGCUGUUUUCCUCUUCCGCCGAGAAGCACCGAGCCCCUUCCCCCUAACUCCACUUUCCCCACCCCCUGUUGCAUUCCUCCAAGCUACCAUCGCGGGCUUCCUUGGCCCGCCGUCCACUAAACCCCUCUUCUGGCCCUGUUGCCACUUGUCCAGCAGGCCGCAGGCCCUGUUUCAGGCCCAAACCAGAGUGUUCUUCAGCCCAAUUCAACAGCCCAGGAAGCCUUGUGCUGUAGAUGCAGUUCCACAACUCCAGCUAGCUCUGUCCGGCGCCCACUUCGUGUUCGAGACUCCACGAGCAGACGAUCCUGGUCAACUGCAUUCACCACAGGUAAUAGGUUCUUCCUCCUUUGGGCUUGCUUAUCUAAAUAUGUUCUAGUUCUCUUGCAUGACAGCCCUAUUUUGAAACUUAUUUUCUUGUCAAACUGCAAAACCUAGAACAUUUUCCACCACACCCGUC
Phoenix dactylifera (date palm) is the source of this 1077-nucleotide messenger RNA. The record is from RefSeq and is a predicted model, not a curated record. Lineage: Eukaryota; Viridiplantae; Streptophyta; Magnoliopsida; Arecales; Arecaceae.